GAGAGCAAAGACAUCUGAAAGCUCUCAACUGCCCAUGCUCCAAGCUGCCUUGGAAGCAAGCCUGUUCGAGCAUAGAAGUCCUUUACCUUCUGUGCCUCUACUAAUGGCCCCUGUGACAUUCUCCUGAAGGGGCUGUGUGACGUAGUGGCAGAAGAAGCCUGUUCUCUUCCACUGUCUCAAGAAUGGCAAACUGCUGAGUGGUGAGAGUAUUUAGCCCUGAUAGAGCACAAAAUAUCAAAGGUCUCGAAUUUGCUCAGCUUCUGCCAUCUCAGAUACAAUUCUCUAUACCCCCACUCUGCCAUACAGUUACCAGAGCUUUGGAAGGAUAAAGUCAUUAUUUAGCACAAGUUUUUAUUUUUAAUCUUAGUAGAGAUGGAGUGCACACAAAUUCAUAUUGAAAUCAAAGAUUUCAUAUUUCCGAAAGGGACAAUGUAGAUUUAUGGCUGGCUAAGUGCUGAACACUUCUAAAAUCUCACUAUGAAUACUGAAACUUUUGUCUGAUGUGCUACUACACAAAUCCCUUGGCCCUGUGGCAGCUCCUGUUCUGGUUAAUGAGGAUUAUACUUCCCAACUUCCCAUGGAUUCAUUAUUGUUUUUACAGUUACUGAACAGUUACCAUUUUUGCUCUGGCUUGAAGCUUUUUAAAUAAGUCAUCAGGGCAGCUGUACUGCAAGACCAAGACAGGGAGCCGGAUAAGUGGAAGGAGGUUUGAAGGAUUUAGCUGUUGAACCAGAUUUUAAAUGGAUAUUUUCUGACUAAGGUAUCAAGCACGUCUCAGAUUCAUAUGGCCAAGUGGUGCCAAAGCUGAUGUUCUUUGGUGUCCCAAGGAACAGGGCUAGAGUCUCACAGCUAUGUUGCUUUUUCAGAUAAGAAAGUAGGGGAGAAAAAAAAAUAACAGAUGAAGCAAUACAAAAGGGUUAAGAAGUAUUUGUUAAAGCUAAAACCUGUUAGAUGCCACAGCUUAGAUGUUAUGCUGUGUUAGGACAAGAAACAGAAAAAUAACUUAUUGGCGCAGCAGGAAAAUAUGCAAUUGAUCUGUUUGAUCAUUCUUACAAAAUAAUGCUUCUUUUUACUGUUUGACAGAGUAUCUACACAGGAGUGAUUUCAAAAUAUUUAAUUGUAGGGGAGCUUACUCUGCAGUAGCUGUUCUGGUUAAUUUCCCCUUAGAGAAAAUUUCCUUAAUGAUCAGAGCUAAAGAAAUUAAAAUGCGUGUAAUUUCAAUUGAAAAUUAAGAAUACUUUGAACUUUAUAGAUGUAACAAAUGUCUGUCACCUUAGUUGCCAAGUAGUCAGCACUGAAAAAGGCAAAUUCUGUAGAGUGGUAGUAGUAUGGAACUACUUGCUCUUACUGCAUUCAUGCAUGUUAGCAACGGUGGUGUCCAUUAUUUUCAGUAAUAAAAAUUAAAAACAAACAAACAAACAAACAAAAAAACCUCUUUAAGUAAAUGACUUGUAUAAUGCCCAGAAAGUUGCUGGACUGUAGCUUUUGUGGUAUCCAGCAGGAGCAAGCUCUGAAAGCCAGAAUCCUCAAGAGAGGGACAGUAUGUGAACCUUGCCUGCUGCUGCCCUUAGAAAGGUCACCCUCUGAAACUGGAAACAGUGUUUUGUCUUGACCUUUAAAUAUUACCUUUGAAUGUGAGAGAACUGGCUUUCAAAUUUCAGGCAGUCUGGGUUAAGAAAAAAAAAAUCAACAUGAAAAUGUGAGGGUAUGAACUUGUAAUUGUUGAGCAUUUGACGCAGCCUGGCUCGAGGACACUGUAGGACGUGAGGCCCCUGGAUUGCCAGUUUGAAUUGGCUGAGAUCAGCUGGAAUCAAAAGUUAGUCUCUGACUUCAUCUGGUUGAUGUGAGAGAAAUGCAUAGGUGGCCUCAUCAAGUUCUCAGUGCAGGAACCUAACAGUAUUAGCUGGCAUCUCCUACCAAUAGUUUACUUUCCAUUCAGGCCUUAGCAAAUCUAUUCCUAUCUAGGAGCUGUCUUUCCAGACUGACGUGCAGCAGUACAAAAAGUAUGGUAUCAGCAUUUUUGCCUUAUCUGUAGAGAUUCAAAUCCUGUUCCUGCAGUCUGGCUCCAUUGAUAUGCACUAAUACUUACAUAAAAUUAUUUAUCUGUUUAUCCCUCCUGGCAUUUCUGCUAUGAUUGCUAACAUUCAGAAACUUUAAACACAGCUGCAGUCACAGAUAUGUAACUUACAGAGAGGGCCUAGAUAAUGGAAUGGAGAGGCUCCAAGUUUGACAGUACUUGUUUUCAAAAUAAGCUGCUUCUCAACUAUUAAUUAAUCCACUUAAAGCACACUACAAUUAAAUACUUUGAUAACGUGAUGUGAAAAAUAUUUGCAGAAGCUUUUAAAACAACCCCCCACGAACCUCUUUCUGCAAACAGCGUGGAGAUUUGGCACUCUCUUGUAUCCUGAUUGUUUCUGUGACCACAAGGAACAAAUGCAUCCCUGAAUUACCUGGGUUUACAUCUGAUUAUUUUGAUCAACAUGGGUAAUGGUAUCUUUACCAACCUUUGCAUUUUGUAAUGCUUUGUAAUGGGGAUUUUAGCGUUUACCUGCGGUGUUGUGAAAUAACUAUUGCCCAAGGAGCUUUGAGAAACAGAGCGAGAACUGUGCCUCUGCUUUUUAUCUGAACGACGAGAGAGAAAAAAUACGCAGAAAGAGCCUUUACAUGUAAAAACAGUGGAAAAUAUUAUUAGCUACUUAAUUACUGCUAACUAAGAUUCAUGUUGACAGCACUGCUUUUGUGAUUCUUGGAUCCAAUCCUGGAAGCAAACGAGUAACCGCCAGCAGACAGGCACCGAAUGCUGCCCGAUGCGCUGCCCAUCGCUGGCACUGGGGCUGUGACGGCAGGGCCAGGCUGAGCGGCCUGAGCUGAGGCCUGGUGGUUUUGAAUUCCCCCACCUGAGAGGGGAGCAGUGUGGUGUGGGGAUGGCGGCGUGUUGGCUGCGGAAGUUUGGCUGCAGUUUGCCCUGCCUUCAGCUGGGUGCCCCACUGGCACGGGGUGGGGUGGGGUGUGGGAGCCCCACGUCCCGCUUUGGAACUCCAGAAGACAACUGUUGCCUGGCCAGAAACCAGCAAAUGGAAAAGCUGAGGAUUUAGUGCUUAAGUGAAACCUCCAGCGGCCGGGAGCACAGCGGUUAUAUCACAGCCAAUGGCGUGCGCGCUGGUCACAUGGUGCUGGUGGAACCUCAGGGAAGAGAAGUUGAGUCUCGGCGAACACAGCAGCUCAGUAACGCGCCGCAGCCGGAGCGAGCGGAGCCGGGGCGGGCGGACAGGCGGCGACCGGGGGCGGUGAGCCGCUGCCCGCUCCCUCCUCCCCGCAGGGUGCCCGGCGGGCCGGCGCUCUGCCUGGACCAUGCCGAUCCUCCUCUUCCUCAUAGACACGUCCGCCUCCAUGAACCAGCGGGCGUAUCUAGGCACCAGCUACCUGGACAUUGCCAAGGGCGCCGUGGAGAUCUUCAUGAAGCUGCGGGCCCGGGACCCGGCCAGCCGCGGCGACAGGUACAUGCUGGUUACCUUCGACGAGCCGCCCUACUGCAUCAAGGCUGGAUGGAAAGAAAAUCAUGCAACGUUUAUGAAUGAACUGAAAAAUCUGCAGGCGUCAGGACUGACAACCCUUGGUCAGGCACUCAGAUCAUCUUUUGACUUGUUAAAUCUCAAUAGAUUAGUGUCUGGAAUAGACAACUAUGGACAGGGAAGGAAUCCAUUUUUUCUUGAGCCAUCUAUUUUGAUUACCAUCACAGAUGGAAACAAACUGACGAAUACAGCUGGAGUUCAGGAGGAGCUUCAUCUUCCUUUGAAUUCUCCUUUGCCUGGAAGUGAACUAACCAAAGAACCAUUUCGUUGGGAUCAAAGACUGUUUGCUCUAGUGCUGCGUUUGCCAGGAGCUGCAUCUGUUGAACCAGAGCAGCUUGGGAGUGUGCCUACUGAUGAAUCUGCUAUCACACAGAUGUGCGAAGUUACAGGAGGUCGUUCUUACUGUGUUCGGACACAAAGAAUGUUGAACCAGUGUUUAGAAUCUCUAGUUCAAAAAGUCCAAAGUGGAGUUGUUAUUAACUUUGAAAAGUCAGGACCAGACCCAGCUCCUAUUGGAGAAGAUGGACUUGUUGAUUCAUCCAGGCCCAUCAAUUCAUUUGCUUCUCAACCGUGGCAUAGUUGUCAUAAACUCAUUUAUGUACGGCCUAACCCCAAAACUGGUGUUCCUGUUGGGCAUUGGCCAAUCCCAGAAUCUUUUUGGCCUGAUCAGAAUUCACCAACACUGCCUCCACGCACAGCUCACCCUGUUGUGAGGUUCUCCUGUGUUGAUUGUGAGCCAAUGGUAAUAGACAAGCUUCCUUUUGACAAGUACGAGCUUGAACCUUCACCCUUAACGCAAUACAUCUUGGAACGAAAGUCUCCCCAUACCUGCUGGCAGGUAUUUGUGAGCGGCAGUGGAAAAUACAGCGAGCUUGGCCAUCCGUUUGGGUAUUUAAAAGCAAGCACUACUUUAACCUGUGUAAACCUCUUUGUGAUGCCUUACAACUAUCCUGUUUUGCUCCCACUGUUAGAUGACUUGUUUAAGGUUCACAAACUUAAGCCAAAUCUGAAGUGGAGACAGGCUUUUGACAACUACUUAAAAACAAUGCCUCCUUACUACAUACUGCCAUUAAAGAAAGCCCUAAGGAUGAUGGGAGCUCCAAAUCUGAUAUCAGAUAAUUUAGAUUGUGGACUUAGUUACAGUGUUAUCUCUUACCUUAAAAAACUCAGCCAACAGACAAAAAUAGAGUCGGAACGGAUAAUAGGUUCAGUGGGUAAGAAAGUUCCACAAGAAAUUGGAAUAAAAGUGAAAAAUCAUUCCAGUGGCCUCUCCUUGGUGCACAGUAGGGAUUUUAAGCAACUGCUUCAAGGUAUCACUGGGGAAUCUCCUCUGAGACUGGCGGAAAUGAAUGUUAAAGAAUUUGCUGGCUUCCACAUAGGACUCUUAAACAAGGAUUUGAAGCCACAGGCAUUCAGGAAUGCAUACGAUAUUCCUCGGCGCAGCCUUCUAGAUCAACUAACCAGGAUGAGAACCAAUCUUCUGAAAACACACAGGCACAUCGUGGGGCAGGAUGAAGACUGCCUUCACAGUGUUCCUGUUGCUCAAAUGGGGAAUUACCAGGAAUACUUGAAAAUGAUGCCUUCGCCCCUUCGAGAGAUUGAUCCAGAUCAGCCAAAAAGGCUUCAUACAUUUGGCAAUCCGUUCAAGCAGGAUAAGAAGGGUAUGAUGAUAGAUGAAGCAGAUGAAUUUGUUGCUGGGCCUCAGAAUAAGAUAAAGCGUCCUGGAGAGCCAAAUACUCCAGCAUCUCUAAAGAGAAGGCGUAGCAUGUCACCACUGUUGAGAAGGCCACAGUCACCACCAGUUGUAACAAAUCAUGUUGGUGGGAAAGGGCCGCCGUGUGCUUCUGGAUCCCUGGCACAUGUGAACCUCAAAGGUGUACCGACAAAUAAAGACACCACUAACAAUAUUGUCCAAGAUGGUAAUGGAGAGAAGAAAGCAGAAAACUGUCAAUUGCUGGAAAAACAAAUUGAUGGCAUAUCUGUACAACUGGCUCCCUCUGUUCCAGCUGCUAUGGGAGAUGAUGAAAUGUUACCCAACGACUUGGACUCUCUACCUGAUGAGUUCAAUUGUUUAAGUGAAGAUGGCUUGGAUCACAAAGCAGGCACCAAUGCACUUGUUCAAGGGCCUCUAAAUUACAGUGUGGCUGGAGAUGACCAAAAACGAGCGAUGGAGGCGGCUUCAGAAUCUGUGCCAAAUUCCUUUAAAAUAACACCUAUGAUGCUGGAGGGAAACAAUGCUGAUAUCAAAAUUAAAGUGAUGAAAGAGGUUCGCAAACCUGGAAGAAAUUAUGAAAAAAUCUUCUCUCUUCUUGAAGAGGUACAAGGACCUAUGGAAAUCCAGAAGUAUUUCAUUGAAUUUGCUAUCAAGGAAGCAGCAAGGUUUAAAAAACGUGUCUUAAUACAACACUUAGAGAGAAUACUAGAGGAACUAGAGUUCAGCAGCCUACCCAACAGAGUUAAUCAUGUCAACAGUAGAUAAUAGUUUACCAGCCAGACGAACACGGACCAGGAAUGAGUUUGCUGUGCCGCGGAAGAGUGGAAGAGAAUGCAGCUGUUGCCGUCACCAUCUUGGCAGUCAACUGAUUUUACUGUCAGAGUCUGAGAAGAAGCAGUGGAGCUUUAACUUUACAAACCUCUAUCGGCAGGAGCUGGGCUAUAACCUUAAGGAUUUGCUAUGAAAGGUGUGGCUUUUUUCCUGUGGAGGGUGCUAUUUGCUCGACAGGCUGAAGAAAAUAACCAUUGCUGCCCCUCCUGCAGGUGAUGAGAAUUUACUCAUUUGAACACUGUCAUUAGACAUUUACGUGCUGUAGGCAGCAGGUUGCACUAAAUGGGGCACUGUCAAAUGCACACACUGUCUGCAUCGUGGAGAGAGAUCCCAUGUGUUCCCCAAAAAUAAAAAAACCCUCCCAGAAACACCUGCACUGGUAAUAUUGCAUGUUGCCACCACAGAGACAAGGGUCUUGUUCCUGAGAACUACUAGCCAUGCCUUUAAACUUGAGAUUCAGUGUAGAUUGAGAGUAAAGAAACUGCUAUUGUGUUAAUGAAAGCUAAAGACAGCCCUGUGACUGUUACCACCUGAUGGUCACUAAACAAUCUACCUCAGACUCUCUUCUGUUUUGUCUGCAGACAUUAUGAAAGUGCACCUGAGGCUUCCCAGGUCCCCGACUUCAGUUCUCUUUCAUCCUGUGAGGAGGACGGAGAUUCUUCAGGUGGCCUUGGCACACGCUGUGCUUUGGAAGCACUAAAAGGAAACGCUUUUAAAAACGUGUAUUUUAAUGUUCAUACAAAAGAGAUUAUUUUGAACAGUAUUGUUACCAGAUCACUAAUUUGAUAUUUUAACUGUAUAAAUUUUUUGGAACAUAAUGUAUAUAUAAAAUAAACCAUUUUAUUAAUUUUUAAGAA
Messenger RNA from Tympanuchus pallidicinctus (lesser prairie-chicken), 6974 nucleotides. Its product is annotated as integrator complex subunit 6-like. Gene Ontology annotation, biological process: snRNA 3'-end processing. NCBI's taxonomy places the organism in Eukaryota, Metazoa, Chordata, Aves, Galliformes, Phasianidae. The transcript is spliced from 20 exons. Gene Ontology annotation, cellular component: integrator complex. The record is from RefSeq and is a predicted model, not a curated record. The coding region runs from base 3352 to 6051 and encodes 899 amino acids.